Notolabrus celidotus (New Zealand spotty) is the source of this 1759-nucleotide messenger RNA. It is a transcript of the gene tmem187, whose product is annotated as transmembrane protein 187. Bases 238 to 1020 code for a protein of 260 amino acids. Lineage: Eukaryota; Metazoa; Chordata; Actinopteri; Labriformes; Labridae. Gene Ontology annotation, cellular component: transport vesicle. The record is from RefSeq and is a predicted model, not a curated record. The transcript has a single exon.
GAUCCGGAUCAUGAAGGUCUACAGCUGGACUCUUCCGGUUGUGUGCCCUCAUGAGUGCGUUGCAGUAGACAGCAGGUGGCGGUACACACCUGUAGUUGUGAGUUUGUGGUUCUGUAGUGAACUCAAGAGAAGAAGAAAAAAUAGGAACCCGGAACAACCCCGCGCGGGUACUCUAUAGACUCUCAGGAAGUCUUGAGUGUUUGGUUUUUCUGUGAUCAAGUUUAUCGAUCAGCUGUGAUGUUAUCCGCUCUGCUUCACGUGACUUUGCCGCUCGCGCUCUGCGCCCUGUUGACGCGCUGCCGCCUGUUUGACGCGGUCGCGGUGGAUCUGUCUUAUGAUCAUUAUGCAGAGCAGCGCGUGGAUCACCUUCCCCCCUUCCUCGCGAUGCCCUGUAACUGUCUGGUCAACCUGCUGUACGCCGUAACGGGACUCUACUGGCUGCUCCGGGACAGUGACAUCGCGGAACCGGAACAGGGCCGCUACCUGAGACAGGUAUUCGCCUUCAUGUCCAUCUUUUACGCGCCUGUGCAGUGGGCGCGCCUGGCGGUGCUGCAGCGCGCUCCCGCGGUGCUGGACCAGUGGGUCACGUUACCAAUAUUUGCGUGGGUUCUAGUCUGGAUCUGCUUCAUAGAGCGUGGGCCCAAGGGGUGGCGCGUGUGGCACGCGGCAGCGCUCGAGCUGCUCUCCGUCCUCAGCUACGGACUUGCGCUGCUGCACGAGCGCGGCUUCGAGGCGGCGCUCGGCGGUCACGUGCUGGUGGCAGUGUAUAAAGGGGUCCGCGUGCAGCUGACCCACGGGGACGCGCGCACGCGCAGGUACCUGCUGCUGGCGGUGCUGUCCUGCUGCGGGUUCGUGGGUCUGAAGCUGCUGGACCUCCAUCUGGCCCGGUUCCACCUCUUCCAGCGGCUCACGGGACACUUCUGGUCCAAAGUCUGUGACGUCAUGCAGAUCCACUUCAGCAUCUGUUUUCUUAACGAAUUGACAACCAGGACCAGGAAGACCAGAUCCCAGAGGGACUGAGACCAACAGGAGCUUGUUUGAUAAAAAGGACUAAUGAUUGAUCAGGUUAUUGAUUAAUAGAAGUGAAUGAUAAUAAUACCAAUCGAGUCUUCAUGUGGUCUGUUCAGACCUCUGAGUCGGGUCAAAGCCCUCUGAUCCAGUCCUGAAGCAGAAGGCCCAGACUCUGGUCUGAUCCAUUCCUGAAGCAGGAGGACCAGACUCUGGUCUGAUCCAGUUCUGAAGCAGGAGGACCAGACUCAGGUCUGAUCAGUCUGUGGUCCUCCAAAGCUGAUUGGUUCCCUCAGUAAACACUGAUGAGUUUAGUUUCUUCUUCAACACAGAAUGACGUUCAUUUAGAGUCCCAGAGAGCAGGAAGAGGGGGCGGAGUCAGAGGGGGACACCUGGGACAGACCGGUCUCUCCCGUGGUGUACGGUGGCCCUGAAGGUCAGCUUCACAAACAUUUCACUCAGUGUAGAAUAACAUUACAGUAAACAUCACUUCCUGCUCACAUGGGCAACCUGAGUCAUGAGAGAGGGAUGCAGAUUAAACACUACUCUCAGCCUAUCAGGUCUCAGGUAAAGGAGGCACAGCUGGACACACCUGGACACCUCAGCCUGAAUCAGAAUCAGAAACAGGAAGUGAUGAUAAACUGAUACAGGUUAGACUUUUAUAUUCAGGGAACUUUUUGUAUUUAGUGAAAUAUUUGUGCUUUGAAGAAACAUAAUUAUUAAUUAAAUAAAUAGAUUUUCUCCUGUUGAA